AGAUGAUGCCCUGAUGAAUGCGUGUGAUUGGUCGGUCGUUCGAUGACGUCAUGACGUGCUAGAAGCAACAUGGCGACUCGCAUUACACACGUGUUCUCUGAGCCUUGGUCGCACUCAAAUGUUGUGCGAGGAAUUUGGCGGCGAAUUAGGCCCCAGUUUCGACAUGAGGUCUCGUUGCGUCCCGUUUUUGCCCCUGAGAGCAGACAUGUCUUCGUGCAGACUCGUGGAAUAUCGUCGUUGGGGACCCCAAGACCGGGCAAGUUUGGAAGAGUCCGAGUUUCGUCUGUGUGGACGAAGGGAAACCCCAGCCAGAUUCUUCUUGCACGGGUUCAAGAUCCUCUCACAAUUAUGGGGCAAAUCUGUACAUCAAAGAAGAGUACUCAAGAUGCGGACCGAGUGACGCAUCCAAAGCCAACCAUCUCUCACGUCACCUAUGAAGAUGUUAAAGGUCUUGUGGAGAAACAUGAGGGAGUAAUCAUUGACGUUCGAGACAGGGAUGAAGUCCAGCAAGAAGGGAAGAUCCCAUCUUCUUAUCUCCUCCCAUUGGCAGAAAUCAGCGAUUUAUUUGAGCUAGAUCCAGGAGCCUUCGAGAAAAUACAUGGCUACCCCAAACCCUCAAUGAAGGAGGCAAAUCUGAUUGUCCAUUGUUCAGAUGGCAAAAAGGGGGGCCAGGCAGCUCAGAAACUCUCUGCAAAUGGAUUCCAGCCAAAGAUUUAUGCUGGCUUUGAAAAUUGGUGCCACAAUGGAGGUCCAGUGGAGCAAUUUCUCACACUGGAGCAGAUUCGCCAGCAGAUCAACAAGGCAAAGGGUCUCAUUCUUGAUGUCCGCAACUGGGAUGAGAUUGCACGGGAUGGCAAACUUCCCACGACUAGAUGCCUCCCAUUGAAAGAGAUGGAUGCAGCCUUUAAAAUGGACCCAGAAGCCUUUAAAAAGGAGUAUGUUUUCCCAAAACCCCUAUUGAACCAAGAGGAUCUGGUUGUCCACUGUUACAAGGGAAUUCAAGCCUCUGCUGCUGCUGCUAAGCUCUUCACCCUUGGAUAUAAACCUAAGACCUACAGUGGAUAUGCAGAGUGGAAGGAGAAUGAGCAACCUGUGGAGAAAUGGUUGAGUUUUGAGGAAGUGAAGGAAGCGAUUGAGAAGGAGAAGGGUGUCAUCAUUGAUGUCCGCAAUCACAAGGAGAUCCAGCGUGAUGGGAAGUUCCCAACUACAAAAAUAGUCCCUUUGCCAGAGAUGAAGGAAGCAUUUCAAUUGGAUCCUGAUGACUUUCAAAAGAAGUAUGCAUUCCCAAUGCCACCAAAGAACCAAGAAGGUCUGGUCUUUUACUGUCGAAAGGGCAUGAGGGCUACUGAGGCUGCUGGCGACCUCUACCUGCUUGGUUAUCGGCCAAGUGUGUACACUGGAUACGUGGAAUGGGUUGAGAGGGGAGGUCCUCUGCAGCAGUGGGUGCUAUUUGAGAACAUCAAAGAGCAAGUUGACUCUGGAACAGGUCUCAUCAUUGAUGUGAGGGACCAUGAUGCCAUCAUUAAGGAUGGCAAGAUCCCCACUGCAAAGAUUGUUCCCCGCCUCACUCGUCAGGGUAAGGUAGCAGAGGUCUAUGGCAAAGCAACCGAAAAGUCACUGAAUGCAAACAAGGAAAAGAAAAUUAUAAUGAAGAAGCUGCAAGGGAAAGGACAAAAGGAAGAGAAGAUUUGGGCAGGGUUAUGGGACAGGAGAAGCAGGAAAGAGGAUAAUGUAAAGACGAUGGGAUGGGAGGGAGAGGCAUUGCCGGAGAUACAAGAGGCAUUCCAAUUGGAUCCAGAGGCAUUCCAAAAGAAAUAUGUAUUCCCACUGCCAUCAAAGACAGACUCAGACCUGGUUGUCCACUGCAAGCUUGGUCUCAGGGCUUCCCAAGCAGCUGGCAUCUUGUACCUUCUUGGAUACAGGCCCAAGAUCUACAGUGGAAUGCAAGACUGGGUGGAAAAGGGAGGUCCUGUGGAGAGGUGGGUCACAUUCGAGGAGAUGCAAGAACGGGUCAGCAAACAGACCGGGCGCACCAUUGAUGUCCGAAACACCAAUGAGCUCCAAACUGAUGGCAAGAUCCCCACAACUGACAAUGUCCCGUUGCCAGAAAUGAAGGAAGCAUUUGAAAUGGAACCAAGUGCCUUUGAAGAGAAAUACGGAUUCCCAAAACCCGGCAAGGAUGAAGACCUUGUCCUUCAUUGCAAACUUGGUCUGAGGGCAUCUAAAGGAGCUGGCAUCCUUUAUCAUUUGGGUUACCAUACACGGGUUUACAGUGGCAUUGUGGAAUGGAAGGAGAGAGGCGGGCCCAUAGAGAAGACAGAAGAAUGAUGGGGCACUUCAGGACAGGACCCCUUUUGCGUAAUUUUUCUUGCCGCCAAAGUGGCUUUCAUCCUCCCACAAUAAAACCUUUCAUGCAGUGAUACUGAUGCUCUAGAUGCUGGCUCACUUUUGGUCGCUUGACUCAUUCAAGGGACUGGUGCAAUCUUGCUCAUUUUAUUCAAAUGAUUCUGUGUUGAUUGAGAAAAUAAAUGUAUUUAUUCUAGUUUCAA
Darwinula stevensoni is the source of this 2549-nucleotide messenger RNA. The record is from the annotation of a GenBank genome assembly. Lineage: Eukaryota; Metazoa; Arthropoda; Ostracoda; Podocopida; Darwinulidae.